UCUUAUUGAUUCGUUUGCUGCGGAGCUAACGUUCACUCUCCCUUUCUGGGUUACUGUAGUUCUAUCAGCUACAUCUCCCAAACACAACCGCACCCUCUUUUUCUACUCUUCUUCUUCUUCUAUUUUGAACAACACCAAAACGCAGACACAAUGACGGAGGCGGAGGCGUUGGAGAAGAAACAGCAGCAGCACAAGGCGAGCAACGGAAAUGUUCUUCCAGAGGCCCCCAGAGAAGACAUGUUUGAUCACACAUACAAAGAGAAAGAAGGCCCCAAACCUCCCUCGGUCAUCGUAUGGAAAAAUGUCUUUAUGAUGACUCUGUUGCAUAUAGGAGCCGUGUACGGCAUGUGCCUCGUCCCCUCAGCAUCUACUUUGACCUUGCUUUGGUCCCUACUUUGUUUUGUGAUAAGUGCUUUAGGAGUUACUGCAGGAGCUCACCGCCUCUGGAGUCACAGAUCCUACAAGGCCUCAUUACCUCUGAAGAUCUUUCUUGGUGUUGCGAACUCAAUGGCAUUUCAGAAUGAUAUCUAUGAGUGGGCUCGAGACCACAGGGUUCACCACAAAUAUUCCGAGACGGAUGCUGACCCUCACAACGCCGUCCGGGGUUUCUUCUUCUCUCACAUUGGCUGGCUGAUGGUCCGCAAACACCCUGAUGUCAUCGAGAAGGGACGCAAGCUGGAAGUCCAUGACCUGUUGGCCGACAAAGUUGUAAUGUUUCAAAGGAAGUAUUACAAGGCUUCUGUGCUGCUCAUGUGCUUCUUCGUCCCCAUGUUUGUGCCUUGGUACCUGUGGGGGGAGUCUCUGUGGGUGGCCUACUUCGUCCCCGCUCUCCUGAGGUACACCUUGGUCCUGAAUGCCACCUGGCUGGUGAACAGCGCGGCUCACAUGUGGGGAAACAGGCCCUAUGAUCACCACAUCAACCCCAGGGAGAACAAGUUUGUUGCAUUCAGUGCGCUAGGAGAGGGAUUCCACAACUACCACCACACGUUCCCCUUUGACUAUGCAACCAGUGAGUUUGGCAUCAAAUGGAACAUUACCACUGGUUUCAUCGACACCAUGUGCUUCUUGGGCCUGGCCAAAGACCGCAAGAGGGUGUCCCACGAGGUGGUGGCAUCCCGGAUACAGCGCACCGGAGACGGAAGCCCCCGGAGUGGCUAGGAUCGUCGAGUCACGGUCAGCUUCGAAGGCAGAACAACCGAAAAAAAGAAGAAGAAGAAGAAGAAGAAGAAGAAGAAGAAGCUUCACAGUCCUUUGACAGCUAUACAUUUCUCAUCCUUUGAGGAUAAUAGGUCAUCGUCAUGAGGGCCCUGACCACAUUUUGCUUGUUUUUGUGGUUUUUGUAGCUGUAACUUAACAAAUUGUUCAAGAUGGAUAUAAAAAAAAAAAACACCUUUCGCUAAGCUCUUGGCCUUGGUUUCUAUUGUUCAGUCAGACCAAGGUCUUGCAAAGAUGUUUUAGAUUUGAAGUAGAUACAUUUUCAACUUCAUUCUCUGCUGUUUUUGCCACUUUGGUGUGCAUCCUUCAUUCAAGAUCAGUCAUGUAGCCAAUAAUUUUUAUGUAAGUAUUACUCAAAUAUUAAUCAAAAAUAGACAAGACGUGGAGCACUGAAAAUAUGGAGUUACAAUGUUUCAACCGAUAAGAUACUGAUUGGUGGCUGUUUUCUGUACUGCAGUGUACAGCCAGUUUUUACCGUUCUGAUAAUACAGUUAGCUAACUUUUUGAGUGCUUUAAAGAUCUGGAAGAAAAAGGGAUGAGAUUUUGAACCGUAUUUGCUAAAAAGCAGCUUGCUUUAAUGAAAUAUGGCACAUGAUGGAAGAGUGAGGGAACCCAGACCUUAUUAUAACUAUACUGACAGCAGAGUCAUGCAGUGAGUUGCAGUGCGUAACCUUGUUUUCUGAUGCAGAAAACCAAAUAUGUGGAAAGUCAAAGAUUAAAACCUACUGUAUUUAGUCUGUACAGUAAUUGGAUCGAGAAAGACAAUAUAAGUGAGACAUUUAUCAUUAUAUUAAAACUGCCAUUGAAUCGUAACGAUAAAUGUACUUAGAACCAUGCUAUGUUUAAGCAACUUUUUGUGUUUUUUUUUAAUGAAUAUAUCAUAGUGCCAAUUGUUAUAAAUUGUUAUUUAUAACAAUCUCAACGGUCCAAUAGAGCACACCUGAGUCGAUAUUGCUUCUUCACUCAACAUCAUUGUGGAAAUUUUGUAAAAUUGUGGCAUCAGUGGCUUUGCUUCCUCUUUUUAUCCAACACGCCCCUAUUUUGGUCAGAAACAUAUGCAGCAGCGAUCUCAUUGGUCGAUGUAGCAGCCAGUCUACAUGUGACAGUUCUGGUGUUACAAAACAACAUGCCACCCAUGCAUGAUAAUAUACUGUAGUAGGUGUUGUGGUAAGGUGUUUUAUCGGUGACUGUAAUGGCAGAGCUUUGUCUAUUUUUGUAACGUACUGUGGAGCUGCAUCGCUUUUUGGAUCAUCAGAACUGUUGCCGUGGUGAUUUCUGAGAAGGGGUCUGGUUUCCCUUUGAUGUCCUACAAAGCUAAUUGUCAUUGCAACAUUUCUGAUGCAUUGAUGUUAAUGCUCAUUUUCAAUUCUGGUGUGCGGAAUGCUUUUGUUACCUUUUUUAUUUAUUUAUUUUCCCCUUUUAUUGGCUAAAUUUUGUUUCCAAAAUGUUCUAACUUGAACCUGUUUUUAUGCACGCCAAGAUUUGGCAGAAAAAUAUAUCAAAUUUAAGCACCUAUUUAAUUUUUCCCUAAGAGUCAGGAAACAACCUAAUGCCUUAUGACUUGCAUCCAUUCCUGAUCUUCUUCACGUCCCGUCAGUGAAGACAAAAAGGCUCAUAACAAAUCUAACAGAGGUCCAUGUUUACAGGCUGAAGCCCCCGAUGGAACGUUGUUUUUAUUCUGAAAACACAUUUACGUUAGGCAAAGGGUAGAAUGACAACAUCAAAGUGCUGUAAACGCAAAUAGAGGUUUAGAUUAGAAGACACAAUUUCUAACGCCCAGUGCAAAUGUUCAAUCAUUUGAUUUAACUUGCAACAAAUGGGCCCUGAUGUGCCAACUCGAUCCAACCCGUGGCGGCAUCUCUGUAAACGGAGGUGCUCCUGUCAUGAGGGAUGUUAAAGCAUCUUCAGAGCACUUAACGAAACCCGACAAUAUCACAGCCAUGCCAACAACUCCUGCUGCCCAGAAGCUUCAAAAGGUUUUCAGUCUGAAUGAUAAUGUCACAUUUCAACUGUAUUCUAUUCUGAAAUAAAAGUUCACGAUAUUUUCAAUACACGUAAUUCCAUUAA
Notothenia coriiceps (black rockcod) is the source of this 3282-nucleotide messenger RNA. It is a transcript of the gene scd, whose product is annotated as stearoyl-CoA desaturase (delta-9-desaturase). Gene Ontology annotation, molecular function: iron ion binding; palmitoyl-CoA 9-desaturase activity; stearoyl-CoA 9-desaturase activity. The coding region runs from base 151 to 1158 and encodes 335 amino acids. Gene Ontology annotation, biological process: monounsaturated fatty acid biosynthetic process; response to fatty acid; unsaturated fatty acid biosynthetic process. Gene Ontology annotation, cellular component: endoplasmic reticulum membrane. The record is from RefSeq and is a predicted model, not a curated record. The transcript has 6 exons. NCBI's taxonomy places the organism in Eukaryota, Metazoa, Chordata, Actinopteri, Perciformes, Nototheniidae.